This is a messenger RNA of Exophiala mesophila, 1346 nucleotides long. RefSeq lists its product as uncharacterized. The record is from RefSeq and is a predicted model, not a curated record. The transcript has 2 exons. Gene Ontology annotation, biological process: carbohydrate metabolic process. NCBI's taxonomy places the organism in Eukaryota, Fungi, Ascomycota, Eurotiomycetes, Chaetothyriales, Herpotrichiellaceae. The coding region runs from base 135 to 1100 and encodes 321 amino acids. Gene Ontology annotation, molecular function: isomerase activity; carbohydrate binding.
UGACAAACGCCUUUGUACUUACAUACUGUACCCCUCCACCCUCUAAAUGCGUUGACAUUCUUCCCUCUGCUCAAUCUUGAUCUGUUCCUCACAUUGUCUCUUGUCUACCUUUCUCAUCAGCCAAACUCGCAGCCAUGUCGGUAGACCGCAAGAACAAGCCCGCACCCAUCCCCUCCUCCCCCUCCCUCGCCCAACCCAUAGUCGAUCUCACCGACAAUGUCCUGAAUGCCCGCCUGCCCAGCGGAGACUCAGUCACCGUUCACCUGUAUGGAGCAACAGUGACAUCGUGGAAGACCUCCAACGGCAAGGAACAACUCUUUUUGUCAUCUGCUGCGGCUCUUGACGGCUCCAAACCCAUCCGCGGUGGCAUCCCACUGGUCUUCCCAGUGUUUGGCCCUCCACCCGCAACCCACGCCACUGGCAAAUUGCCCCAGCAUGGUUUCGCCCGGAAUAGCUUCUGGGAGUUUUUGGGAAAGAGCAGCAGUGAAAGCCUGGGCCGCAAGGCAGACGACAGUGUCAAGUUGGACUUUGGUCUGAGCAGUGAUUUCCUCGCCGACGAGGUCAAGGCUAAAUGGCCCUAUGCCUUUGGCCUUGUCUACAGCGUCACCUUGAGCAAGGGCAAGUUGGAAACACAGUUGCACGUGCAGAACAAGGGUGAUCAGCCAUUCGAGUUCCAUGCUCUCUUCCACACCUAUCUAGCGGUCAAGGACAUCCACAAGACUACCGUCUCUGGCCUUGAAUCGGCAUCGUACGUCGACAAAAUGCGAUCUGCUCAGACCUUUACCGAAGAAUCGUCCAAUCUGGGAUUCACUGGCGAAACCGACCGAGUGUACACACCGCCUACGGGCAAGGACAAGUCUGCAUUACCGGUGGUGGUCAAAGAGGAUGGUCAGGAGAGUUUUGUGGUGAACCGCGACGCACUACCAGAUGUGACGGUGUGGAACGGCUGGGUGGACAAGAUUAAGGGCAUGGGCGACUUUGAACCGAAAGAUGGCUGGUUGCGAUAUCUGUGCAUCGAACCAGGCACCGUCAACUCGUGGACCAAGCUCGAGGCCGGCGAUGCCUGGCAAGGUGGUGUCACUUGGGAGAGUAAGUUGUGAAUCCCCUAGUCUGGGGAGAGCGACUUAGAUUUCGGGCUUCCAUAUCCUGUUGUAUGUACCGCCACCCAAACAUGGUAGGCAUCAGGACGAUUGAAUGACGAGCAAAAAACAAAAGACGAGCAAAGGAUGGGCCCACAUUGGGCUGAAUUCAAUAGAUUCAUAUAUCCACGCGUGCAAGCGAUUUGAGCAUCAUAGAUAAUCCAGAUCUAACCCAAGGCUGGAAUUUGAUCUGGCCUUUGUUUCCAC